Ostertagia ostertagi is the source of this 1242-nucleotide messenger RNA. The record is from the annotation of a GenBank genome assembly. Lineage: Eukaryota; Metazoa; Nematoda; Chromadorea; Rhabditida; Trichostrongylidae.
AUGUCAGUAACAUUUCCAUGUUGGGCUCGAGUAAGCAAUGCAGUAGAAGAUCCACAAACUAGAACUGCAGUUGCGCAAGACCAAGUCAUCCAGUUGACUGGAGAAGAUGGCGACUGGUAUGUCAUGAAAACGCUUGAUGGGCAGUUCGGACGAGUGCCGAAGAUCCUCACAAACUCCAUAGUAAAUCCUUUGCGAACCGCGUCAGAAAAAGUGCUAUGUUCUAUUGCGCAGUAUGAUGCUCAGAAGGAUGGAGACUUAGCCUUCGGCAUAUACACCAUUAUAGUUUCUGACACUGUACCAUCUGGAGGCUAUUGUAGCGGCGUCGUUGUGACAGAUGCCGGUAAGCGACUGGGUUCCAGCGGAACUUUUCCUCUUAACUUCGUUACGGAGCUGACGGGUUUUGUGGCUCCACCGAGUGCACCUCCUGCCAUACCAACUUCAUUUACAACAAAUUUCACAGACGUGCGAUUUAGAGAAGCUAGCAAUUCUAACUACAACGUAUUACCUUAUGCGAGAGUGGUUUAUCCUUUCACCGCUGAAUUCGCCAAUGAGCUAUCUUUGAACGUUGACGAUAUCGUUACUUUGACAAAGCGAGUUGAUAAAGAUUGGCUAGAAGGUAAUGUGAACGGAAAAUCGGGUAUUUUCCCGCAGUCGUUUGUUCAAAUUGUUGUGGAUUUACCUAGUGACAUCCAAAGUGACACAGAAAACAAGCGACAAAGCACCACCGAGGAAGGAGUGGGUUUUGCCAUUGUUCGACAUGACUUUAUUGCCCGACAAAAUGACGAGCUCACGGUGAAAAUGGGUGAUUCAGUCAGGAUUCUUAAAAUGGUGAACACUGACUGGGUGUCCUGUAAGGACCCAGCAACGGAUGCUUCAGGAAUUGUGCCGGUAGCAUUUCUAGAGGUUUACUUAGAUGAGGAUGAGGAUGAUGUUCGCGAGGCAACGAACCAGAAUCGUCCAGCAAGCUAUACCGAACAAAUUUUCCACUCUUACGAACACUUCAUUCGCCGCUCCUCCCAUCGUUCCCGACUGGCGCACCUCAACAAGAGUAGAAGAUGUUACGCCACCACCAGCUACACAGUCGCUGCGUGGCUUGUCAGGUUGGAUGACUGGAAUAUUGCUGAAAAGAAACCGCCGCCAGCUCGCCCACCUCCACCAAAGGUCACAAGCAUGUCUCCAUCGGAAAUGAUUUCUGUCACCGAAAUGCUGGGAAUGGCGGAGAAACGCUCGCAAGUACACUGA